Molecule: messenger RNA, 3874 nt
Organism: Mobula hypostoma (lesser devil ray)
Lineage: Eukaryota; Metazoa; Chordata; Chondrichthyes; Myliobatiformes; Myliobatidae
Gene: pltp
Product: phospholipid transfer protein
Exons: 16
Coding region: 215-1693 (492 amino acids)
Biological process (GO): phospholipid transport; ceramide transport; high-density lipoprotein particle remodeling
Molecular function (GO): diacylglycerol binding; phosphatidylcholine intramembrane carrier activity; phosphatidylethanolamine binding
Source: RefSeq, a predicted model, not a curated record
AAACUGGGUGGGGGGCGGGGGGAGCGAUCAGGGAUUUCCAGUGCGUCGAAAUGACAGAUCGUUCCCUGCUGCCUACAAGCUGUGACGCCUGAAUUAGCAAUUGCCUCGCCACGGACCCUCUCGAAGCAGAGAAGCGACUGACACUGCUCCCCGGGAUAAGAAAGAUUGUCUAACCCAUUCUUCGGCAGCUUUGUGCUGGGUACACAGGAAGACGAUGGCUCUCUGGAUCUCUGGCCUGUUGCUCCUGAUGGUUCCGGGCACUGCAACGAGCUCGAACUCCGGCUGCCGUAUCCGCAUCACUAACCGGGGCCUAACACUGAUUCAGUAUGAAGGACUGAAGUUUGUGGCUGAAGAGAUUGAAAAUAUCACCAUUUCAGAUCUGUCUGGGAAAGAGGGUCCGUUCCAGUAUUCCAUUAACGGGGUGAAGAUCACCGAGCUGAAUAUAUCCAGUGCUGCCCUCAGCUUCCAACGUGGCGCCGGUCUCUGCCUCGAAAUGCAGAACUCGUCCAUCAGCAUCACCUUCCAGAGGAAUAUAUUGUACUGGCUGAUUCAGGACGUUGGUCAGAUUAAUGCCUCUGCCGAAGGAGCCAACAUCUGGGUUGUGCUACAUCUGUCCAGAAGUAAAUCUGGUCAGCUGAAGAUAAGCAAGGUGCUCUGCAAAGCCUCCAUUGCCAAAAUGAAAGCAAAGUUUAAUGGCAGCUUUAGGGGCUUUUAUCAAGUAUUCUCCGCUGUUCUCACAACUGGUUUGCGCUUCCUCAUAAACCAACAGAUUUGUCCAGCCCUACAACACUCAGGACUGGUGCUGCUGAACUCUCUGCUGGAGACCGUGCCAGUGCGAACAGCGGUGGAUCAGUACGUAGGGAUCGAUUAUUCCCUCCUCAGUGACCCAAACGUUAAUUCUGACUACAUGGACAUGGACUUCAAGGGAAUGUUCUAUCCUCUUCAAGAUGAGAACCAAACACUGCCAAACACUGCAGCUAGCCCCCAUCUGAAGAGCAAGGAUCGCAUGGUGCAUAUCGCUCUGUCCGAGUACUUCUUCGACUCUGCCAUGUUCUCCUAUUAUAAAGCUGGAACGCUAAAGACCGAGAUUCCCGAGAGCAAGAUGCCAGUGGACCUUGCUUAUUUACUCAGGACAACUUUCUUUGGACCAAUCAUCUUAUUGACCCCGACAUCAUCAGCCAAGGACGCUCCCUUGUUGCUGGAGUUGGAAGUGACGUCAGUUCCUCAUUGUACAAUCAAACCUUCGGGGAUCACUGUCGGUGUCAGCGCUCGCAUGAAUAUCAUCAUUCUGCCGCCCAAUUCCACUCCGGUCACACUGUCCAGUAUGAUUAUGGAGUCAAAGUUGGAUGCAAAGGUGGCUUUGAAAGGGAAGAAGCUAGCUAUCACACUGGGCCUUAGAAGAUUCAGGAUGUUCUCAGCAAAGUCAGCUCUGGAAUCACUGGCGUUGAUUCCUAUCCAGACUCCAAUGAAGGCUCUUCUGCAGCUCACUAUCAUGCCAAUUAUCAAUGAGCGAGCCCUUCAGGGAGUACAGAUUCCACUGCCAGAAGGAAUCGACCUUAUCAAUGAGACAGUGACAAACUACCUGGGUUUUCUGUCGAUUGGAGCAGAUUUACACUUUUACAAAGGCCUGAGGGAGGUAAUUAAUAAGAACGUACAGCAACUUCCCCCAAACAACUCAACUCUUCCUAAGUAGAAGAAGGCUGUGAAGAAUAGUAACUUCUGUACCAUGUAUGAAGACUGACAGCAGUAUUCUACUUACCUGUUAACUAAUGUUAUAUUUUAUUAGCCGAACACUGGCUGUAUGGAAUCUUUUCACUUUGUAUUAUUAAGACUUUGCGAGAGUGUAGAAUCAAACAUUUCAAGCUGAAAGUACACUGAAGGUCAGAUUGGUGGUUUAAGUGCAACAACUGUUUGUUCCUUGUCAUUGUGUUCUUGCAGAGUUUGCACUAUUGAAUCUAUGAGCUGCUGUCAAGUAAAACUACACCACAGUCUGAAAGAGAGGGGAAAAUACUACUGCAAAACCUUGGGCACAUCCUGAACUACAGCUAACAAGCUAACAUAUGAUUGUAGAUUACAAGUGGCAACGCAUGGCUCAUAAAUAUUUUUCUUCCCCCAAUCAUUUAAAGUUAUCAUUCCUUGAUCCCAGACUUGAAGGGUGGGGGAGGUUAGCAAUGGUGGAAUUACUCUGUGGUAUAAACAGCUGUCCCACUCCCACUCAUUAUGUCCAUAAUAUGUACUUAAUGAUCUCCCCAUUCUCAUCAUGAGAUGCACAAACUGAAGGUAGUAACAUACCCAGCAACUGACACUCCUGCAGUUUGAUAGAAGUGGGUCUACUCAUUCAAUAGAAUUGUGGCCAGCCAAACACAAAGACUGUACGUGAUUAGUGGAGCCUGUCCUUUUUGUAUAGGCCAUUUGCAGAUUACACCAGGAACCAUGGAAAUGACCUCCAUUCAAAUCUUUAGAUCCAUACAUGCCAUUUUCCAAUCUGCACCAAUAAACUCUGCUUUAUUCCCUAUGGAAAGGCUUUCAGUAAUGAACGCAUUAUACUGACAGUAGAUUCCUCCGUUUAGUCAAAAUUGCCAUUUGUUCAUCUUUUGUCUCACUUAUACAGUAUAUCAUAGAGUCAUAGAGCAUUACAGUACAGAAACAGGCCCUUUGGCCCAUCUAAUCCAUGCCAACCUUAUUUUCUGCCUAGCCCUAUCUACCCUCAGCCAGACCAUAGUCCUCCAUAACCCUCCCAUCCAUGCACCUGUCCAAACUUCUCUUAAAUGUUGGACCCAGGGCAGCUCCAUUUUGCCUACCAUCUGAACAGAUCUAUAGCAGGUGCCAUUUCAUUUGCAUUUCGCUCAGCUCUGGAGCACCUAGCAAUAAAGAUGCAUACAUCACGAUGUUCUUUAUCGGUUACAACUCAACAUUCAGCACUAUCGUCCCCUCGAAACUUCAAGACCUGGGCUUCAAUAAUGCUCAGAUUCUCAGUGCUAGGUUCCUAAAAGUGAGGUGUGUUAGACAACUGAGCAUUUGCAAUUUGUGCACGAUAUUAGCACCUGUCACCUCUGUACCUAUCUUGACCAAUUGUGCAUAUUGUUCCCCUCUCUCCAUUCUCAAAAUGGGAGAACGCCAAUACCUGGCCAUCAGUUGCCUCUCAGUCCCCCACACCAACCAUGCAUUGCCUCCCCGAAUCCCACACCAGUUAUCGCUGCCUUUCCAUUCCCCACAGAAGACAACUCCCGCCAACUCAAGUGCCAGAUAGGGAACAGAGCUAAAACUGCUCAAACUCGUGUCACUCAGACUGUAGCACAUUGUAAAGCCUGUCAUUAAACCAAGGUCUCAAAGAUCAUUGGAAACUAACUAAGGAGACUAUUGAAAACCACUUCAGCUAAUACUGGACCUGGUCUGGUGUGGCAUAUUGUCAGAGGGAUUGUGUAUUCCGAGCAAGAAUACUUGUGCUGGUUAGUAAAUAUGAGAGUGAUACUUCAUGUGAUGGUGAUCAUGGGCUAAAAUCUUAAAAGAAUGUUCUUAAGGAUUAGGAUUAAAUGCUCCACAUCAUUGAUGCUUGUGAGCUGAAUAUUCUGUUGUGAACAGCACUGGUGAAUUAAAUCCUCCCUGUAAAUGAUUCAAUACGUAAAUAUACCUUGUAAUGGUACCACAGCAGUAGAUAUUUUCUGCCGUGGUCCCUGUAAUGCUGCUGGAUGAAUAAUCAGAAGUAUUGGAUUAUAGAGAAUGCCAGUUUAGGUGUAGUCUAUAUAGUAAUGACUCGUGCAGUUCAUCAGUGUGUUGAUCAAAUAUAACGAUGCACCUUUGUAUGUUAAUGCACUCAUCUUUUCAUCAAGAAUACAACCAUAUUGUACAACGUGGAAUAAAUAUUAUAAUGAUA